Molecule: messenger RNA, 2946 nt
Organism: Sebastes umbrosus (honeycomb rockfish)
Lineage: Eukaryota; Metazoa; Chordata; Actinopteri; Perciformes; Sebastidae
Gene: cax1
Product: cation/H+ exchanger protein 1
Exons: 20
Coding region: 147-2603 (818 amino acids)
Biological process (GO): intracellular calcium ion homeostasis; calcium ion transmembrane transport
Cellular component (GO): membrane; endomembrane system
Molecular function (GO): calcium:proton antiporter activity
Source: RefSeq, a predicted model, not a curated record
AUCCCUCAAACCCCGCCCCUCUCUGUCUCUGCUGGGUGUCACUGAACAACCAGUGACCGCACGGCAGACUUCAUAAAGAGGGGCUGAACACAGGUAAUACAGGAGCCACACUUUGGGGGGAAUACAUAGAUAAUAAAGAGACAAAAAUGUCGUACAAGAAGUCUUCACUGAUCCCAGCUGAUGUGGAGAACCUGCGAAGAAGAUCCGCAGCUGACUCCUCAGAGAACUCUGUAGAACCUGAACAGUAUCACCGGUUUCCACGGCGACAGACCCAAACUGAUCCACACUGUGUCAGCUCCCAGCAUCCAGAGCUCGGCACGGCGCAGACGCCCUCCCCAGAAGCUUCUGCCCACCACUUCUGCCACUACACACCCAAAUGUUUCCUCACUGUCCACAGAGGAGGACAAGGCACCUCCCGAUCUACUCCGUCUCGGUACGGAGAAGAGGUUUGGCAUGAAGGCACCACAAGGACCACGAUCAGAGCUGACAACGAGGUGGAGGCACACAGGGAAGCCAACAACUACAAGUUUGGCUUCAGAAAGUGGAAGGGCAAUGUAACGGAGAAACCCAUUGAAGACCGAUCAGACAUCAUCAAGGAGCUCUACUCUGAUCUGAGCAUUGUUAAGCCUCAAGGAGGCUCAGUGGUCACCUUUGGGAACAUCAUUUAUGUCAUUUUAUUUGGAUGGUGGAUAUCUUUAAUCUACUUCCUCAUUUGUCCUGUAAUGUUUCUAACAAUCUGCGGUGCCCCGUACGGCAAACUUUGUUUUAAGAUGGCGUUGUACUUUCUUUGGCCAUUUGGGAAGUCGAUAGAAAAGGCUGGUGAGGUAGUCAAGAGAUCCUAUGCGAAGCCUCCAAAGUGUGAGGUCAUUCCUGAAGAGAGGGACAGUGAAGACAGUAGGGACAAGGACGCCGCGCCCCUGCUGAUGUCUUCUCCAAUCCCUGUUGUGAUCCCUGUCCCAGAACCACCAGCUAGAAGAGUUUCAAAGCACUGGUGUCGCGUCGGCACUUAUGUUUGGCUGUUGCUGGGUUACCCCCUCCUGGCCGUGGUCCACUCCCUGGCCUGUGUGCUCUCCUGGCUGCUGGUCUUCACUAUACCUGUCGCCAAGAUAAACGCUCGCACAAUGACCAUUGUCCUCCUCAUGGCGCCAGAGGACGUUCAGAUUCACAGACUGGAAAAGACAUUUGGGUGUGAGACCAGAGUCAUCUUAUGCUGUUAUCAAGCUUUCAACGUGUAUUAUUACAAAUACACUGUCCAAGGAAUCAACAUUUUUGCUCUCAACCUACUUCCCCUGGUGUUUAUCACUCUCAUUAUUGGCUAUAGUGACCGUGAACACAAGUUCUGCAGCGCGGAGACCAAGUUUGCCACGGCCAUCUCUUCCAUCAUUCCUCUCUCCUACUAUAUUGGCAUGGGUAUAGCCAGCAUCUCUGCACAGAGUAACUUCGCAGUGGGAGCGGUGGUGAACGCGACGUUCGGCUCCAUCACGGAGAUGACGUUCUACAUCACGGCACUGCUGCAGGGACACAACGCCGGCACCAAAUGUUAUGAAGAGGUCGUUAAAGCGGCGCUCACUGGGACCUUGCUCGGGUGUAUACUGUUCGUACCUGGUAUCUGUAUGAUCAUCGGGGGCAUUAAACACAGGGAGCAGAGAUUCAACAGUCGGUCAGCUGGAGUGAGCUCGGCUUUGCUCUUCAUAUCUGUAGGAGGUGUGUUCGCUCCCACCCUCUUCUCAAAGACCUUCGGUAAUCUGGUGUGUGAAAGCUGCGCCAAUGUUCCAGGCAAUGGCAGCGUACCCUUCAUCUGCAAGGAUUGUCACUACGACACGAGUGAAGCUGACCCCCAGAUGCUGUCCCAUAUUGAGCCCCUGGUGUACACGAUUUCAGUGCUGCUGCCUGCUGCAUACCUGAUCGGCCUCAUCUUCACACUGAAAACCCACUCCCACAUCUAUGAUAUCCACAUCAGCGAUGGUCAAGGGGGCCAUGCGCACGGUGGUCAGUAUGCACAAGAGGGUACCAGCAAAUAUCCCCCCACUGGUGAGGUCUCCACUGGCCCUCUCGGCGUAGCCAACACAUGUAUCAAUGCCAGCAUUGUUUCCACCAGCCACGUUGCCACAGGUCACCAUGUAGUCCACUGGUCCCGGUUUCGGGCUCUUGUAGUUCUGAUCCUUGCCACAAUUUUGAUGGCCUGCUGCGCUGACCUCAGCACGGAGAACAUUGAACCCAUGCUGACUCAUUCCACCAUCUCCCAGUACUUCAUCGGUGUCACAGUGUUGGCCAUGGUGCCAGAGCUUCCUGAGAUUGUCAACGGGAUCCAAUUUGCACUGCAGAACAACAUCAGCCUGAGCCUUGAAGUGGGCAGUUGCAUCGCUGUGCAGGUCUGCAUGAUUCAGAUUCCACUGCUCAUACUCUUCAAUGCCUUCUAUGAUGUUGGAUUUGUGCUCGUGUUCAGUGAUAUUCAUCUGUGGGCCAGCAUCUUCAGUGUCAUUCUGGUCAAUUACAUCUUCAUGGAUGGAAAAUGUGACUACUUUCAGGGCACUGCUCUAGUGGUGGUCUACCUCAUCCUUUUGGCCCUUUACUUCUUUGCUCCUUCUCCACGCUCUUGUUGAUCUGCUUACCAAGAAAAAUCCUAAUCGACACAUUUUAAGCCACUAUAAAAAAUAGACUAAUAAUCCUUCAUCUUCGCGUUGUUUUUGGGUUCAGUGGCAACAAAAGAUGGAACUUUGACAGCGGAGCUGUAUGUGAAUAGCUGUCUGCUUUUUGUCAAUAUAUGAUGCUAAAUGGUGUUUUGUGCAUCACAUCUGGCUUUGAUCAAAAUCUUGUGACUUCAAUUUUUUUGCUCUUGCAUUUAAAUGUAAAUUUGUAGUAUUGAUUUUUGGUUGAUAUAUUGUAAUAUGUGGUUUAUAAAAGACAUAAUAAAUGCAUCAAUUUGUAAAAACUUCUGUGAAAUAA